Messenger RNA from Rubroshorea leprosula, 1983 nucleotides. The record is from the annotation of a GenBank genome assembly. Lineage: Eukaryota; Viridiplantae; Streptophyta; Magnoliopsida; Malvales; Dipterocarpaceae.
CCACAAAAGAUGCGUCUAACGUAUGAAUUGAGAUUGAGAAGGGGAGACACAGUUAAUAUUAUCUUUCUCUGCGUUUCCUUUACUUCCUCGCACACUCUUUUGUCUAGACUAAAUUCUGCUCCUGAAAACAACGAACCAUAAGAAAAUGAAGAAGAAAAAGAUGCAAAGGAGUUUUUGUUAUAAUUUGAAUUGACGAAAUUGGGAAGUAGAAAGAAAACCUUUAAGGCCUUCCUUGCUCGGAUCUUCUCGUCCAAUAAACUUGCAAAGCCUUGAGGGUGGCUCUAGGAGUAGACACUCUAAUAUUUGAGUUAGCAAUAGUCUACACCUAGAGCUCUUUUUAGAGAGAGAGUAGAGUAUAAUAGAGAGAGAAGUGCUCCAAGAAGAGUCCCGUACCUUUGAGGAGUGUGAGGGUAUUUAUAAAUCUCUUGAGAAUGCUGGAUAUGUGUUGCACUUCUGUUAGUCCUUUUGAAUCUAUUUGAAUAUAUAUGAGCUCCAUAAUAAUUCAUGCAUGUGCUUUUUUGUAUUUGGACCUCAUGGGCCUUUACUAUGUUUAUGGCUGCUCGAUCCAAGUGAUAGGGAGGACUUAUGCGGGCACAAAAUAAAAAUUAGUUUGUGAUAUUUGAAUUUGAGUUUAGGAGAAAAAAAAAAUACUCAAUUUAGGUGAUAGUUGAGCCAAUCAGACGGGGAAAGGUGUCUGCAAUUAGAAAUCAUAUAUGCAGUAGAUUGAUAGUAAGACUAUGAACGGUUUCUUUUUAUUCUUGUAGGUUCAGGGGUUGACAAUGGCAAGGUUAAUCCCAUAGAAGGAGAAUAAGGCAUACACGGGAUAUAAUGCUGAAACAUGGGGUCGCAACAAUAUAUAACAUUUUUCGACUAUUGUACAGGGAACAAGAAGUUUGUUGGCUACGCUGCUGGUGAAGUCUUCGGGUGGGCAUUAUCUUUACAGAGAAUGGAGGUAGGUGAAGGAGAAAUCUUUGAGAUUGUUUAAUUGACUAGAAAAGUUGAGCAAGUACCUAUAGUGAGUGAAAACAGGGGACCCAUUUUGGACUGACAUGCUUAGCAUCACAACCAUGGUUUCAGCUUUCUUGACUCCAAAUUCAUCUUUGGUUGAUGUGAGUGCAAAUGAGAUUUAUAUAUAGCAAUUUAGGAUUUGAAGGAAUAUUAUAUUGAAGGGAAUAAGCUGUGGCUGGAUGCCAGAUAAAGAAGGUACAGAUGUGAUAUUUCACUUGGAAUUCAGCCUAGUUGCUAGCUUGACGGACAAUGGAGAAGAACAAGGAAACUCCUCCAUUCCGUCCUCUUAUGGAAUGCAAGAGGUACUAUAAAAGCAAUUUUUUGGGAAAUUGUCCAGAUACUACACUAUAGAACAUUGCUUGAUAUGUUAAUUAUAUUCAAUACGAGGGUUUCAGAGCAGCGAGUUAUUCUAGUAAGGGAUAAUUGAGUGCAAUUUGAUGGGGAGUUUAUUGCACCAGUUUGUAACAAGACAAGGGGAAUCUUGUGUCAUGUGUUAGUGGGGAAAUAGAUGAAAUUGCAUAUAUCUUUGUAUUGGUGGCGCCAAGAAGGUAUGGGGGUGCUACAUUAUCCAACAAUACAUGAAGUGGUGGACAUACAUAACUUUUUUUGGCCAACCAAGGGUUCUUCCUAUUGUGCAAUGGAUCUAGAUAUCUUUAUUCAUGCUUGUUGGAUAAUGUAGCACCCCCAUACCUUCUUGGUGCCACCGAUACAGAGAUAUAUGCAAUUUCAUCUCUUUCCCCACUAACACAUGCCAGAUUCACUCUUCUACUAUAUCACAAACACAUAACUCCCCCUGUGUUGUUACAAACUGGUACAAUAAACUCCCCAUCAAAUUGCAUGAAGUGGUGGACGUACAUAACUUUUUUUGGCUAACCAAGGGUUCUUCCUAUUGUGCAAUGGGUCUAGAUAUCUUUCUUCUUGCUUCCACUCGAAUUGUGUUAUAAUUAUCUUAAUAGCUAAGGUAUUAUUUCAAAU